Eimeria maxima is the source of this 1506-nucleotide messenger RNA. RefSeq lists its product as hypothetical. NCBI's taxonomy places the organism in Eukaryota, Apicomplexa, Conoidasida, Eucoccidiorida, Eimeriidae. The transcript is spliced from 4 exons. Bases 1 to 1506 code for a protein of 501 amino acids. The record is from RefSeq and is a predicted model, not a curated record. Gene Ontology annotation, molecular function: protein binding.
AUGGAAAGGCAACAGAAGGGCUCCAUUUGUUCUCUGGCGUAUGGGUCUCUAGCUGAGGCGGGGGCUACAGUUGACACCCAUCUACUAGAAUUAUGCCGCCCCCAUUACAAGGUACCAAGCGCACUUUUGCCAGUGGCGAAAUAUGGAUUGCCGCAUCCGCAAAGUGGCGCCGGCCUUCGGUCUUUCAGGGGAGUUAACGAUGUCCUUUUUACACCGUAUUGUCCAUCACUGCUCUUGGCGUGCACGCCUGAAGGCACCAUUCUUACCUUCGACAUGAAUCAUGAAGCAUUCAUUUCUGAAAUGCCGGUAGCUGGGGAACCUGGUGAUAUGCCCAAUCCAAACGGCUAUGCUCCUUGCGUCCAUGUGAACCGGGACCCCAACACUCCUCUCCUUUUUUCUGGUUCCCCAAAUGGCGAUGUUAUGGUAUUUGACUCACGCAUUUCAGGCGUCAGCGCAAAGCUUCUUGGACCGAAGUUGUGCCCCAUACUUCGUCUUCCUUCUGCACAUGAUGGUGCUCUUUGUGGAAUCGGCACAGGAGUGGCAUUGCAUCCACAGUUAUUUCUCACGGGAGGCCGCGAAGACCGGUGGAUACGGGUAUUUGACCUUCGUUUUCCAUUUCAUUACAGUUCCGGAGGCUCUGGCUGCGGAAUCCCAACCCCAUAUCCACUGGAAGCAAAGCGCCUAGGGCCGAGUGAGCAGGAUAGAGACUACCCUUCACUCUUCAUGACGUUUGAUGUGUCCCCGGAUGGCUCUUUACUGGCAGCAUCUGUAACUCGGUAUCGUCCUGCUGAGAACUUCGGGAUACGGGGAAUGUUGGAGGGUUCUGAUGGUGAGACAAUUCUCAUCAGCCUUCCCGACGGUCUGCGUGCCAUCAAGACAAUUGCUUCCGCUGAUGGAUGUGCAGCGGAUUUCGUUCAGUUUUCGCCCAACGCCAAGUAUAUUUUGCAGACCGGCGGUAGUUGCAGACAGCGUUUCUGGGACCAUCUCUUAAGGGUGCAGGGCUCAAAGGCUGUUGCAGCCAGAGCUGAUGGUGCUGCUGCUAAGGAGGUGUUGCAGUUUAUGGAUAGUGACACGCAGCACCAAGCUGGAAGCGUUGACGAUUGGAAUCAGGUGUCUGAGAGCUCUACUGAUAAUGGCGGCAGCAAUGAGUCGCCAGCAGUUUCAAUGCGAGGAGCGAAAGCCCCCGCGACAACAAUCCGGUUGUAUGAGGGCCUGAAACUAUGGGACUCCACAACAGGUGUCGUACUGAGCUGGGCAGAAGGCGAAUUGGCGUCAGAGGACACCUUAAGGUGUAUUGCGCCCCUUCCGGAUGUCAGCUCUGGCCUCCUCGUCACUGGAGGAUAUGUACCCUCUGACUUCGGCAAGAUGCGGCAGUCCGCUUCAUCAGCGGGAUUGACGUUUUGGUCCCUUCAGCGUCGGGACGAUCUGCUGAUGGCCGCCCUUGAUGGUUCGUUUUCGCUGGAGGUACAGUUGAACGACGAAUCCCCUGGAGGGGGCGAUGAUUAG